AUGGAGACACCGGCCGAAUUUUCCACACUUGAUCUCCUUAGACAACACCUUCUUGAUGAAUUCGAAAUCCCCGCUCCUCCUCCUGUAGAUGCGUUAUCAAAUAUUGAACUAGACGACCAUUUCAUCUCAAAUUUUGACUACCUAAAUUGGUCUACAACAACCGCUUCUUGUGAUUCUUCCACCUCAUGGAGUUCAUCAUCUUCAGUUUCUAAUAAUCUCAGCUUCAAUGAAAUCAACAACACCCCUGAUGAUGUCUGUCAUUUUAGUGUAUUUGAUUCCAUUAAUUUUUCGGUUUUUGAGUUCAAACCUGAUGUAAUGGAAACAACAGUUAAUCCGUCAAUGAAGAUGAAGCCGGAGAGGGAGGAUGAAGGACACUACAGAGGCGUCCGGAGGCGGCCGUGGGGAAGGUAUUCCGCCGAGAUCCGAGAUCCAUGUCGAAGUGGAAGAAGGAUUUGGUUAGGCACGUACGACACCGCCAUUGAAGGUGCAAAGGCUUAUGAUAGAGCUGCGUUUAAUAUGCGUGGUAGAAAAGCCAUUUUGAACUUUCCACUGGAAAUUGAGAAGAAUCAGAGGGAGCAAGAUGUUGCUGACGCGGUGGUGAAUCGGAAUAGCCGCCGGAAAAGAUCCAGACACUCGGUGGAGGUUAAGACGGAAACGACAAUGUCAUUUUCUCUUCAUCCAUAA
Molecule: messenger RNA, 684 nt
Organism: Lactuca virosa
Lineage: Eukaryota; Viridiplantae; Streptophyta; Magnoliopsida; Asterales; Asteraceae
Source: the annotation of a GenBank genome assembly